Messenger RNA from Kalmanozyma brasiliensis GHG001, 957 nucleotides. RefSeq names its product Protein of unknown function DUF833. NCBI's taxonomy places the organism in Eukaryota, Fungi, Basidiomycota, Ustilaginomycetes, Ustilaginales. Gene Ontology annotation, biological process: protein secretion; Golgi organization. Gene Ontology annotation, cellular component: Golgi apparatus. The coding region runs from base 1 to 957 and encodes 318 amino acids. The transcript has a single exon. The record is from RefSeq and is a predicted model, not a curated record.
AUGUGCGUGAUCUUCUGGACGACCUCCUCACCGGCAUAUUCGCUCGUCAUCGCCUCGAAUCGGGACGAGUUCCUGUCCCGCCCGACCCUGCCCGCCUCGUGGCACGACUUCUCCAACGGUCGCUCCUCCUCAUCUUCCUCGUCCAUCCUCAGCGCGCGCGACUCAACAGGGGGCGGAACAUGGCUGGGUAUCACGCGCAAUGGGGCCUUUGCAACGCUGACCAACUUCACGGAGCUCUCUGCACCUUUACCCCCCGGUUUGGAUGCGUUCGAGUCUCGGGGUCGGCUCGUGCGGGACUGGCUCUCCCACGCCUCGACCAGAAGCCCAGCGAAGUCUGUGGGAGAGGCAGAGAUGGAGGUGCACGAGUACUUGGCGAGAGUGGGCGAGAAGGGAGAGAGGUUCCCAGGAUUCAACCUGCUCAUUGGCCUACCUUCCGAUGAAGGAACUGUGGUUGGGUACAUUACGAAUCGCACUGCUGAUGGGCAGGUCGAGCGGGGGAGAGAAGGAGACAUCUUCCUCCCGACCACACAGAGUCCAGCGGGAAUGUCCAAUUCCACCCUCACCAACCCCUGGGCCAAAGUCACCUCCGGCUCCGCACGCUUCAACGUUAUCCUCGCCCAAGCCCCGCAAGACGACCAAGAUGCGGUAGUGGAACAGCUAUUUGAUCUACUCUGGACAUCCUCCACUCCGAAACCAGCGCAAAGGUCCGAGCUGAGAAACUCGGUGUUGAUCUCGCCCCUCGAGCUACCUGCAGCGACAGAGGGCGGGAGGGACUGGUACGCCACGAGAACAAGCACCGUGAUCGUAGUCGGGAGAGACGGACGCGCGAGACUGGUGGAAAGGGACACGUUCAGGAUUGAGAAUGGCGAAGCUGUGUUGGUCAACGGACCGGAGGGGAGCGGUGCGGUACAGGGGAGGAGUGGCGGGGAGCGGGUGUUCGAAUGGCACAUUGGAUAG